Molecule: messenger RNA, 930 nt
Organism: Tarenaya hassleriana
Lineage: Eukaryota; Viridiplantae; Streptophyta; Magnoliopsida; Brassicales; Cleomaceae
Product: ORM1-like protein 2
Exons: 3
Coding region: 121-621 (166 amino acids)
Biological process (GO): ceramide metabolic process; intracellular sphingolipid homeostasis; negative regulation of ceramide biosynthetic process
Cellular component (GO): endoplasmic reticulum membrane
Source: RefSeq, a predicted model, not a curated record
GAAAACGAACAUAACAAUCGUCACAUUCGUCAAAAUCGGACAGCUGUUUCUCAUCGGUCUUGAUCUCCGGCGAAGAAGAAUACGAAUAAGAAGGCGGCGGAGGGAAAUCAGCGGCAGAGAAUGGUGUACGUAAGCACAGCUCCGACGACGGAUGUGAAUCGGAAUACGGAGUGGUUCACGUACCCAGGAGUCUGGACCACUUACAUCUCCAUCCUCUUCUUCUCCUGGCUCAUCUUCCUCUCCGUCUUCGGCUGCUCUCCGGGCAUGGCCUGGACCAUCGUUCAUCUCGCUCAUUUCAUCGUAAUCCCUCUCCUCGGUUUCGACCCUUUUUUGGCGACAUACAAUUUCUUUCACUGGAAGAAGGGUACACCCUUUGCUGAUGACCAGGGAAUCUACAAUAGGUUGACAUGGUGGGAACAGAUAGACAAUGGCAAGCAGCUCACUCGCAACAGGAAGUUUCUGACUGUCAUUCCUGUUGUCUUGUACCUGAUAGCAUCACACACGACGAACUAUGAACAUCCAAUGCUCUUCAUCAACACACUGGCUGUAUGUAUACUGGUGGUGGCUAAAUUCCCGCACAUGCACAAGGUCCGUAUAUUUGGGAUCAAUGCUGACCAGUGAGAAGGUUAGGUUGUCUUGUCUCUCUGAGAGUAAUUUGUAAUGGCGAGGAAGUUCAGCAACAUGUCUGUCUUCACAGGGACAUUGAUUGGAUCCGGGAGAGUAUAUGGUCAUUUCCCUCCUGGUCACUUACUCAUAUGCCCUCUGUUUUUCUCCUUAGAUUCUAUGUAAAAGUAAAAGAAUUUAUAUUCAACUUUAAAGUUGUAAAGCUUGGGAGAACAAUGGAUCGGUGGUUACACAGUGCGUAUAGGUUAAGGAUGGAUGGAUGGAUGCAUUUAGGGAUUUUACUGACAAAAGGGUGUUGCACAUGAA